Messenger RNA from Dictyostelium purpureum, 2964 nucleotides. RefSeq lists its product as uncharacterized. Bases 1 to 2964 code for a protein of 987 amino acids. The transcript is spliced from 5 exons. Gene Ontology annotation, biological process: intracellular protein transport; receptor-mediated endocytosis. Gene Ontology annotation, molecular function: cargo adaptor activity. The record is from RefSeq and is a predicted model, not a curated record. Gene Ontology annotation, cellular component: membrane coat; AP-4 adaptor complex. Lineage: Eukaryota; Evosea; Eumycetozoa; Dictyosteliales; Dictyosteliaceae.
AUGAAUUUAUCAACAUUAAAUAUUGUACAGUUUUUAGAAAGUUCUAAAAUUCAAAUACCUAAUGGAUUCAAAUCAAUUAAAGGAGUUUUGGAUUUAGAUUUUUAUGACUUGGUUAAAAGUAUUGGCGAAUCAACAUCAAGAGAAGAUGAGUUAUAUAUAGUUAAUAAUGAAAUUAAGAAAUUAAAACAAACAUUUUCCAAAGAUGUUACAAAAGAAAAAAUUAGAGAAUGUUUAAUUAGAAUGAUUUAUUGUCAUAUGUUGGGUUACGAGGUACCUUUUGGAUAUAUUCAGGCAUUAAAUAUGACUCAAGAUAGCAAUAUUUUAAAUAAAAGAACAGGUUAUUUAGCAUUAUCAUUAUGUUUACCAGAGAAACACGAGCUAUUAAUUAUGGCAGUAAAUUCAAUAUUAAAGGGUUUAAAUAGUGCAAAUUAUUUAGAGGUUUGCUCAGCUUUGACCGCAAUGACUAAAUUGGUAGAUCGUGACACUAUACCCGCAUUCAUGCAAAAGAUAUUACAGCUAUUAAAUCAUCAAAAAUCAAUUGUCAGAAAGAAAGCAGUUAAUGUAUUACACAGAUUCUAUAAAUUGGUUGGCCGUUCAUUUUUAGAAGAUGAUCAAGUUCAUGACAAGUUAAGACAAUCACUAUGCGAUCGUGAUCCUUCCGUUAUGGCUGCUUCUAUUUGUAUAUUUUUAGAUAUUUCAAACAAUACAGAAAAUAUUCCUAUUCUAAUAGAUUUGGUACCAAGUUUUGUAGGAAUUUUAAAACAAGUUGCUGAGGGAAGAUUACCAAAUACUUUUAUCUAUCACGGAAUACACCAUCCAUGGUUACAAAUAAACUUGUUGAAACUUUUAGCUAAUCUCGGAAUCAAUGAUGUAGACUCAUCAAAUCAUAUGUAUCAAGUAUUAUUAUUCACAAUGCAACAGGCUCAAAAGUUUAAAAAUAAUGUUGGUUUUGCUAUUCUUUAUCAAACAAUCAAGACUCUUACCUCUAUCCAUCCAAAUAUCCAAUUAAUUGAACAGUGCUCAAAGAAUCUUUCCAUAUUAUUAAAGAGUAGACACAACAAUUUAAAGUAUUUUGGUAUUAAAGCAUUAACUUCAAUUGUCAAAGUUUCACCAAAAUUAGUAUUACCUUACCAAGUUGAAGUUAUCGAAUCAUUAGAGUCCUCCGAUGAAACAUUAAAGAGAAAGAGUUUUGAUUUACUUUAUCGUAUGACCAACCAAAGCAAUAUAGUACCAGUCUGCUCAAAAUUAAUAGAGCAAUUAGUUUUAUCAAAUGAUCAAAAUUUUAAAUCUGAAUUAGUCAAUCAAAUCACCCAUUUAGCAGAAAAAUAUUCACCAAAUGAUAUAUGGUAUAUUGACACCAUAUCUACAAUUCUUUCAAUACCAAAUUCAAUAUCUAUUAAUGACGAUCAACAGUUUGCUUAUAAUUUAAUUAAAUUGGUUUCAGAAGAGGAUGAUAUCAAAAUCAAACAUCACAUUGCAGAAAUAUUUUUAAAUAAUUUAUUAAAUAAUCAACAGCAACAUCAUCAGCAACAACAGCAAUCAAAUAACCAACAAUUAAAUAUACAACAAUAUUCAGAUAUUUAUAUUAAAAUUAUGAGUUGGGUAAUUUCAGAGUAUUCAAAUCUAGUAGUAAGCAAUAAUUCUGUAAUCGAAAAUACAAUUAUAGAUUAUUUAUGUGAUCUUCUUGAAAAAGAUUAUCAAGGUGAAACAAAGUCAUGGAUUAUUAUGUGUAUUGGAAAAUUAGCAGCCCAAUUAGGUGGUAAAUCAACUCCUCAGUUAGAAAUUUUAACUAGAAAGUUCAACACUUCAAAAUCUUUAAUAUCACAACAACGUUCAUUUGAAUUACAAGAAAUUUUGAAAGAUCAGAAAUUAAUUAAUCAAAUUUUACCAUUAGAUGCUUACUGUGAAGAUAUUGAUUUUGAUCAAGUAUUUAAAAAUUUAAACAGUUAUGCAAAUAAAUCAAUCGAAAAAGGUGGAAAGAAAUAUAAGCCAUAUGAAAAGAGAAAGAAUACACCAUUAGUUGAUAUACCAAAUGAAAUUUCAGGUACUGCAGAAAAGGGUUUAAAUUUUGAAUAUCCUCCACCACCAAACCCAUUUAAUUUAUACAAUCAAACACCAAUACAAAAUCAACGUCAAAUACAAUAUCAUCAAAAUAAUCCACAGCAACAACAAUCACAACAACUUUUAUUAAUGAAUAAUGAACAACAACAACAAUUCGUUCAUGAACAAAACCAAAUGUCAUUGGUACCAAUUAGUAACCAACAACAACAACAAAUACAGCCCUACCAAACUCAAAACCCACAGACUCAUCCAAAUAACCAAUCAAUGCCUUCUGAACAACCCCAUACUAAACUAGGUUUACCUAAACCAAAUAAAGUAUUAUGGACUAAACAAGGAUUUGUAGGAAGUAAAUCACAAGCACCACCUGCCUCUGCCUCACAACACCAACAACCACAACAACAAAACCAACAAAACCAACAAAAUCAACAACACCAACAAUACCAACAACACCAGCAGCAACAACAGCAAAUAAAAAAUACAUCUGUAGAUCCAGAAAAAGAAAAGCUCGCUCAACAACUAUUUGAUUCAUUUGCAAAUAAACUUAGUAAAUCAAAUAAAAAAGAAUCAACAACAAAAAAACAAAAUCAAAAUACAUUAAACAAUAGUUGUAUGAGUAUUAAUAAUAUAACCAAUAAUAAUUAUACCAAUGGUAAUAAUAAUUGUAUUUCUAAAAUAAUAAAUCCCCCAAUAUCCACUGCAACCACAACUUCAUCAUUCAAUGCCAAUUAUAAUAAUAAUAAUAAUAAUAAUGUAAUAAAUAAUAAUAAUAGUGUUAGUAAUAAUAAUACUAGUAUUUAUAGUACAAGCGAAACCCAAAAUAUUACAAUAUCCACAUCCAGAAGAAAGUCAUUAACCCAUCAAAAUCAAUUAAUAAUUCCUAAACCCAAUCCAUGUAUUUCUUAA